AUGCCCGGCAUGUUGUCGCAAGCGUCGAUAUCUGCAACAUUUCUCCUCCUCCUAGCGUCGCUGCCGUCCAGCACGCCCACCUGCUUCCUCCCCAACGGCACCGCGCACCAGGACGAAGGAACUUCGCGCUGUUCUUCCAUAUCUGGCUCCCCGCUCUACAACACAUGCUGCCAAACGCAAUGGCCGAACCCACCAGGCGGCGAUGUUAUAAACGGCCCUACGGCGGAUGAAUGCAUGCCGAACGGGCUGUGUCAGAACAGAGGCUUCAGCAGCGCACCUGGCCAAGAGGCAGAGCCGUGGACGCACUUCUACCGGGUUUACUGUGCGAAUGCGAACUGGGAGGCACCGGUAGCGACGGGGACGGGGACGGGCGAGGAACCCACGCCAUCGUCCGACGCAGCGAACCUAUCUGGCCAGAACGGAGAGAAGCAAGAUGAGGGCAAAUCGAACUCGGGACGCAACAUUGGUAUCGGCGUAGGUGUCGGCGCUGGUGUGGGAGCUCUGCUAGGUAUUGCAGUGACCAUUCUACUGCGAAGACGGAAGUCAAAGCAGAAGACUCGGGAGAUUGAAAACGAGAUUGCGGAAGAGAGGCAGAAGCAGGAUUUAGCCAAAGGGUACCACCACGUGGCUGAGAUGCCGCAUCAGGAACCUGUAUGUCGAAAUGUCAACGCGGCAAGGGAUGUUGAGCUAACGUUGAGAUAG
Alternaria triticimaculans is the source of this 702-nucleotide messenger RNA. RefSeq lists its product as uncharacterized. The transcript is spliced from 2 exons. The record is from RefSeq and is a predicted model, not a curated record. The coding region runs from base 1 to 702 and encodes 233 amino acids. NCBI's taxonomy places the organism in Eukaryota, Fungi, Ascomycota, Dothideomycetes, Pleosporales, Pleosporaceae.